Molecule: messenger RNA, 956 nt
Organism: Aphanomyces invadans
Lineage: Eukaryota; Oomycota; Saprolegniomycetes; Saprolegniales; Verrucalvaceae
Product: archaeal ribosomal protein L23
Exons: 2
Coding region: 10-468 (152 amino acids)
Biological process (GO): ribosomal large subunit assembly; translation
Cellular component (GO): cytosolic large ribosomal subunit; ribosome
Molecular function (GO): structural constituent of ribosome; rRNA binding
Source: RefSeq, a predicted model, not a curated record
CCAAGAAAGAUGGCCCCUGCAAAGAAAACCACGUCCGCUAAGACCGCCGGCGCCAAGAAGGCCGUCGCGACCGCGCGCCGCGUGCUCAAGGGCAACCACGGCAAGGUUGUGGAAAUCCGCACCAAGACCCACUUCUACAAGCCUAAGACUUUGAAGCUGGCCCGUGCCCCUAAGGUCGUCCGCAAGUCGGUGCCUUCUCGCAACAAGUUCGACAAGUACCGCAUCAUCAAGUCCCCCUUGACGACUGAAUCGGCCAUGAAGAAGAUCGAAGACAACAACACGUUGGUCUUCCUCGUCGACAAGCUUGCCAACAAGCGCCAAAUCAAGGAUGCCGUCAAGCAAUUGUAUGACAUCAAGGCGUUGAAGGUGAACACUUUGAUCAGACCCGAUGGCCAAAAGAAGGCCUAUGUCCGCUUGACUUCUGACUACGAUGCCUUGGACGUGGCCAACCGCAUUGGCGUGAUCUAAAUGUCUUUCCAAACGAAGGACUGAGAGAAGACUACUUCUUGUGUCACGUGGUUAGCUAGCUUGAAUGAGUUCUCGACUAAUGAAGGGGAUGCCGUCUUGACUCCAUGUCCUUGGACAUCGUCGUUCUUUCAUCGCCAUGUUAAGUACAGUCAAUUACUCGCAAUUCCCAGCACCAAACGGCGCGACGACGUUGCCGUUAGCACAAAGUUACCUUGUGUUUACUCGAGGUUGAAUGAUGUCCUCGCCAAGUCAAUAAUGCUGCUCAUCAACGAGCUCUUCUCUUCGUCAACCCAAGGCAAUCAGUAUGGUUGCCCUGUAACUCCAACGAGGCCGCGGCAAAUCACCUCCUUUGUGCCGAACACUGACCAUGGCGCUUCUUCUUGGAUGCGGCAUCAUGGAAUCGGCCACUGGCGUGCAAUGUCUCGGGACCGACCUUGCGCGCAUCAACGCGAGCGCCUCUGUCAUCCCGUACACUGGCAUUCUUUCAC